Molecule: messenger RNA, 489 nt
Organism: Drosophila nasuta
Lineage: Eukaryota; Metazoa; Arthropoda; Insecta; Diptera; Drosophilidae
Exons: 2
Coding region: 6-410 (134 amino acids)
Biological process (GO): apoptotic signaling pathway; positive regulation of apoptotic process; apoptotic process
Cellular component (GO): Ino80 complex
Molecular function (GO): DNA binding
Source: RefSeq, a predicted model, not a curated record
UUGAGAUGACGCUUCUAAAAAAAACACAACAAUAUAAGUUGCUGGUGGAGAAAAUGUACAAUAGAUGCCAACAAAUACAGGCGGAAAAUGAACGAAGUGUGAUGAGAGUAAAUGGCAUAAAGAAAAUACUGCGGCGAAGAACAUACGAUGUGGAGUUGUUAAAGAGACGGCUAGACAAGCAUGGUGACAAUUGGCGGUCAGUGCCAAUGGUGCCACCUCAACCCAAAGGCAAACCCGAACAAAAACGCCGCGGACCGAAGCCAAAGAACAAACAACCAAAUGCAGAUGGAACUCACGAAAGUGAAGCACAGCAAAUGGUGGGGCGCAAGCCCAGAAAACAACGCGUAAAGAAGCAAUCAACAGAUGUGAAUGCAACAACUGUGAUGCCACGACAACAAUUGUUCACUUGAUCACAUUAUUUUCGCUGUAGUUUAAUUACAUGUAUUUUAUUUUUUUAGAAUUUACUUAUAUAAAGCUAAAACAAAGAAA